Molecule: messenger RNA, 1233 nt
Organism: Heterostelium album PN500
Lineage: Eukaryota; Evosea; Eumycetozoa; Acytosteliales; Acytosteliaceae
Exons: 3
Coding region: 1-1233 (410 amino acids)
Biological process (GO): ribosomal large subunit biogenesis; ribosomal small subunit biogenesis
Cellular component (GO): nucleolus
Molecular function (GO): RNA binding; DNA binding
Source: RefSeq, a predicted model, not a curated record
AUGAGUGGGACUGCAGCUAAAAAGACAACUUUAAGCUCAAUCGAGAGUAGAUUAAGAGCAAACUCAAAUUGGAUGAGUUCUGUUGUUAAUUUAAUAAAAGAUCCAAAUGCAAUAUCAGAGAAUGCAUCGUUUUCAAGUAGAUUAAAUAAUGAAGCUGCAUCUUUGAGUGAAGCAUCGUCUUCGAGCACUGCCAAUUCAAUUGCACCGAAUUCAACAGCAUCUAAUAAUCAUACAACGACAACGACUACGACAACUACAACUACAACCACCACCACCACUUCCAACACCAACUCAGCCAACAAUGUAACAGAUAAAAAACAAUUAAAAGAGAUUCUUAAAAAACAAAUUAGUGAUAUGAAAUUGAAAAGACAAGGAAUGAAAUCGAAAUCAUCUGAAAAUAGUUUAACAAACAGUAAUAAUAAUAAUAGUAAUAAUAAGUAUAAAGAUAUAGUUACACAGCCAAUCAAAAAACAAAAGAGUGCCGAUGGAAGUAAAAAAGAUAUUUUAAUCAAAGAAGAGGAGAUGAGUGAAGAUGAUGAUGAAGAUGAUUAUGAUGAUGAUGAAGAAGAAGAAGAUGAAGAUGAUUAUGAUAGUGAAGAUGAUGAAGAUGAAGAUGACGAAGAUGAAGAAGAUGAUGAAGAUGAAGAUGAAGAUAGUAAACCAACUAAAAAGAUAAUAAGUGGUGAUGAUUUACAAUUUAGUACAUUUGAUUUCAGUAGUGGCGCGCCAGUACCAAGUUAUUUGGCGGUGAAGAAGAAUAAGAGCAAGCUAUCAAAGGAGGAGUUGUUGAGACGUGCAGAGUUGAGAGAGAGAAUCAUAAAGAGAGCGGAGCAGACCGGUGAGGGAAUUGAAAUUGCAGAGACUCUAAAGUGGUCGUCCGCUCUCGACAAGGCAAAGGGUAUCAAGGUGAAGGACAACGUUGCACUACUGAAGCGUUCCAUCAAGAAAGAGAAAACCAAGAAACUAAAGAGUGAACGUGAGUGGAACGAACGAAAGAGAGACGUCGAAACAAAGAAACGUGAACGUAUCAAGAAGAGAGAAGACAACAUCAAGAAGAAGAUCGACAAGAAGAAAGAAAGAAAGAUGGGUGGUCCCAAGAAAGUAAAAGGUGGUCCACCAAAGAACAAAGGUAAAGACAACAAAAAGAAACCUGGAAACAAAAACAAGGGCGGUGAUAAUAAUCAAAAGAGAGCUGGUUUCGAAGGUAAAAAGAAAUCAUUCUUAAAUAAAUAA